UUUGGGCGUUAAAAUGUCCUAUUCGGCCCGGUCUAAAGUACCGUCUGCUCUUUCAGUUUGGAAAAAGGAGACCCCGGUUAUAUCAUAGUAGUAAUAGAGCAACAGCACUGCCUUUUUGCUUUUUCGUUUCCUCUUCAAAUCCCUCUCACACCCAAGUAAAGCAAGACAACCGAGUUCCGUAAUCGCGAUGUCGGAUCCGAAAAGCGGCGCCGGAACCUCCCAGACGAAGGCUCCGGCCAAGGACCCCAAGAAGAAAGAUGAGAAGAAGGAGGAGGAUCUGUCGGAAGAAGAUUUGGCUUUGAAGCAACAGUUGGAGCUAUAUGUAGAAAGAGUUCAGGACCCUGAUCCUAGACUCCAGAAAGUAGCACUUGAGAGCAUGAGGCAAGAAAUCCGCACCUCAACAAGCUCCAUGACUUCUGUUCCAAAGCCAUUGAAAUUUCUCCGUCCUCAUUAUGGAACUCUAAAGGCUUUUUAUGAGACAAUGCCAGAAUCAGAUUUGAAGAAAUACCUAGCUGAUAUCCUGUCCGUGUUGGCGCUGACCAUGUCUGCAGAGGGCGAGCGGGAGAGUUUAAAAUACAGAUUGUUGGGUUCAGAAGGUGACAUUGGUUCAUGGGGCCAUGAGUAUGUGAGGAACUUGGCAGGAGAAAUUGCACAAGAGUAUAUGAAGCGACAGAGCGAAGAGGCCCCAAUUGAAGAUCUAAUGGAGCUUGUGCAACAAAUUGUUGCUUUUCACAUGAAGCACAAUGCUGAACCUGAAGCUGUUGAUCUCUUGAUGGAGGUUGAAGAUCUUGAUCUUCUAGUUGAGCAUGUUGAUAGUACAAAUUUCAAGAGAACUUGUCUAUACCUCAAAAGUUCUGCUAGAUACCUUCCUGGACCAGAUGACAUGCUACAUUUGGAUAUCGGUUACACAAUAUAUCUUAAGUUUGAGGAAUUUGCAUAUGCACUUCAGAUUGCACUUUCUCUUGACAACAUGCAGCAUGUGAGACAGGUGUUUACGUCUUGUGAUGAUAUGCUGAGGAAGAAGCAAUUUUGCUACAUUCUUGCUCGACAUGGUAUUACUUUUGAGCUUGAUGAUGAAAUGGUUGCAGAUGAUGAUGACAGAGAGGCUUUACAGGAUAUCAUCAACAAUACUAAAUUAAGUGAAAGUUAUCUCACCCUUGCUCGCGAUAUCGAGGUUAUGGAGCCUAAAUCUCCGGAAGAUAUCUAUAAGGCUCACUUGCUUGAUGGCCGUGCUAGUGCUGGUGCAAGUGUUGAUUCAGCUAGGCAGAACUUGGCUGCUACAUUUGUUAAUGCAUUUGUUAAUGCAGGGUUUGGCCAGGAUAAGUUAAUGACAGCCCCAGCAGACCCUUUAAGUGGUGGUUCAUCUGGAAAUUGGCUAUUCAAAAACAAAGAACAUGGGAAGAUCAGUGCUGCGGCAAGUCUGGGAAUGAUUCUAUUGUGGGAUGUCGACUCUGGGCUUGCUCAGAUUGACAAGUAUUUCCAUAGCAACGAUAACCAUGUGAUUGCUGGAGCAUUAUUAGGAGUUGGGAUAGUCAACUGUGGUGUUAAGAAUGAUUGUGAUCCUGCACUAGCACUUCUGAGUGAAUAUAUAGGUAAAGAAGAUUCUUCAAUCCGAAUUGGUGCAAUUCUAGGUUUGGGAAUUGCAUAUGCUGGUGCUCAAAGUGAGCAGAUUCGUAGCAGCUUGACUCCCAUACUUAGCGAUGCAAAAGCCCCUCUUGAUGUGAUUGCAUUUACUGCAAUUUCAUUGGGUUUGGUAUUUGUGGGCUCCUGCAAUGAGGAGGUUGCGCAGGCUAUUAUAUUAGCUUUAAUGGAACGAAGUGAGUCAGAAUUUGGGGAGCCCCUCACUCGGCUUCUGCCUCUUGGUCUUGGCCUUCUAUACCUUGGGAAGCAGGAAAGUGUGGAGGCCACAGCAGAGGUCUCAAAAACAUUUAAUGAAAAGAAAAGAAAAUAUUGUGAUAUUACACUUCUUUCUUGUGCCUAUGCUGGAACAGGGAAUGUUCUAAAGGUCCAGAACCUUCUCGUUCAUUGUGCUCAACAUCUCGAAAAGGGUGAAACCCACCAGGGACCGGCUGUACUUGGAAUUGCCAUGGUAGCAAUGGCUGAAGAAUUGGGUCUUGAGAUGUCAAUUCGUUCACUAGAGCAUCUUUUGCAGUAUGGUGAGCAGAAUAUCCGGCGGGCAGUUCCUUUGGCUCUUGGUCUUCUUUGUAUAUCCAACCCAAAGGUGAAUGUUAUGGACACUUUAAGCAGGCUAAGUCAUGAUACAGAUUCAGAAGUUGCAAUGGCUGCAGUUAUCUCCUUGGGUUUGAUAGGUGCUGGAACCAAUAAUGCUCGCAUAGCUGGCAUGCUUCGCAAUCUUUCAAGUUAUUACUACAAAGAUGCUAGCCUCUUAUUCUGUGUUCGAAUUGCUCAAGGUUUAGUACAUUUGGGGAAGGGUCUAUUGACUCUUAAUCCCUAUCAUUCUGAUCAUGUUUUGCUCUCACCGACUGCACUUGCUGGUUUGGUUACAAUGCUGCAUGCAUGUCUUGAUAUGAAAGCUAUAAUACUGGGGAAAUACCAUUAUGUUCUCUACUUCCUUGUUCUGGCAAUGCAGCCAAGGAUGUUGAUGACUGUUGACGAAAACCUUAAACCUCUCUCAGUCCCAGUUCGGGUGGGUCAGGCUGUUGAUGUUGUGGGCCAGGCUGGCCGACCCAAGACUAUUACUGGUUUCCAAACCCAUUCCACCCCCGUUCUUCUUGCUGCCGGCGAUAGAGCAGAACUGGCUACUGAAAAGUAUAUUCCCCUCUCACCCAUCCUGGAGGGCCAUGUUAUUUUGAAAGAAAAUCCAGAGUACAGAGAGGAUAGUUAGGUUUAAAGUACGAAUUUGGAGCAAACUUGGAUGUUUAUUCAUUGUAACUUUAAUUUUGUAACUUAAAUAAUUUUUAUGCAUCAUAAAAUUUCCAUUUGUCCUCUACAAACGUUCCCUGUCG
Molecule: messenger RNA, 2966 nt
Organism: Durio zibethinus
Lineage: Eukaryota; Viridiplantae; Streptophyta; Magnoliopsida; Malvales; Malvaceae
Product: 26S proteasome non-ATPase regulatory subunit 2 homolog A
Biological process (GO): proteasome-mediated ubiquitin-dependent protein catabolic process; regulation of protein catabolic process
Cellular component (GO): nucleus; proteasome complex; proteasome storage granule
Molecular function (GO): enzyme regulator activity
Source: RefSeq, a predicted model, not a curated record